Messenger RNA from Racocetra persica, 230 nucleotides. The record is from the annotation of a GenBank genome assembly. Lineage: Eukaryota; Fungi; Glomeromycota; Glomeromycetes; Diversisporales; Gigasporaceae.
AAACAUGUAUCAAGAAGAUUCAACAACUGCAGAAGAAGUAAUGGAUGAUACCGAUUCAAGAGAUGAUGAGGAUAAUAUCUCAACAACAAGUAUAUCUUCACCAAUCAGAAACGAAACAAAUCCAUGGUAUAAACCAUGGUCUUGGUACAAUAAUAAUCAUAUAUCAGGUACAGCAUCUAGUCCAGCUUCAGCUGUUGCUGAUGUAGAUAGUGACGCUACAAUUAGCAGUG